AUGGGUAAUAAAUCAUUGAAAUCUUCGAAGAAACAGUCACCAUCGUUAUUGAUUACUCGUAUGGAUGAUGCCGUCGGUGCGAAGUCGACUUCAAUGGCUCAGUAUCCAAUAUCAACAGGCGCAGCAUCACUUUCCUGUCUGACUGCUGAAUAUUAUCAAAUACAUAACCAAGAAGCGCUAGAUACUUGGCGAACAAGAGCAUUGCAUACGAUCGAUGAUCUGUACGAACAAAAGGCAACAUUUCUUCGACACGAAGCACAUGUUAGUGCUCUUCUAGGACAACUGAGAGCAAUAAUUGAUGAAGAAUCGCCUCCUCGACAUGGGAGUGGGUACUUCAUUGAUGAUCAACAUGUAAGACAAGUCCAUCUUCCAGCAAAUAAUUCCGAAGAAUGA
Messenger RNA from Adineta ricciae, 393 nucleotides. The record is from the annotation of a GenBank genome assembly. Lineage: Eukaryota; Metazoa; Rotifera; Eurotatoria; Adinetida; Adinetidae.